AUGUCUAGUGAUUCUGAAUCAUCUACAUCAUCAUCGUCUUCGACGCCACCAUCAUCGGCCUCAACCCUCGUCGCAUCCAGGCGCUCCAACCACUCUGAGGUCUGGGAAUUCUUCGAGCGGGAGAUCACCUACUACACCAAGGCGCAGAUUGAGAGCUUUGGCCCCAAGAGCAAGAUCAGGAAGAGUGCCAGACCAGACGAAGAGAGUGGUAGAUACAAGGUUGACCUUGCCUGGUGCAAACGUUGCACAGGCAAGAAGGCGUGCUACAACAUGGCAAGCGGCAGCACAACCAAUCUGUGGACACACUACACAGACAAGCAUGCGCCCAACCUCUCCAUUGCAAUGGACAAAUGGAACAUGGAAUAG
Acytostelium subglobosum LB1 is the source of this 366-nucleotide messenger RNA. RefSeq lists its product as hypothetical. The transcript is spliced from 2 exons. The coding region runs from base 1 to 366 and encodes 121 amino acids. The record is from RefSeq and is a predicted model, not a curated record. NCBI's taxonomy places the organism in Eukaryota, Evosea, Eumycetozoa, Acytosteliales, Acytosteliaceae.